AUGACGUACUAUGGCUUCUCUGACUUGAAAGAGUCAGGCGGGCCCCGAAAGAGAUUUAGAACACCCUUGAAAAGUUACUUUUAUUUCGGAAUAUUACUUGCGUCAAUUAUUUGGGGUUCAUCAUUCUUAUUAUAUGCUAUUGAUAACUUUAAGACAAGUGUACAUUUACAAUCUAUAUUAGAUAAUUAUGCAAGUCCAUCUAAGAAAUCUACUGAUUUUGGUGGGAAGAUACCUUUAUCUAAACAAGUAUAUAACGAACAUAUUUUAACGCCAAUUACAAAAGAUAUUCAAUGGAUUAGAGAACCGCAAUCGAUUCAUAAUGAUCAAGGAACAUAUGUUAUCAAGCAAGAUGUGGAAGGUAAAGGAUUUCAAGUGGUUGUUAAAUCAAUGGUGGAUGAGAAUUAUGAAUAUACAUUGAUUGAAGAAUCUACUUUUGAAUUUGAAAAUAUAAAAUAUCAUAUUGAUGAUUUUAUAGCGUCUCCAGAUUUACAAAAAGUCGUGGUAAAGACGAAUAUAACUCAUAGUUGGAGACAUUCAACUUUUGCAUUCUAUUGGAUAAUGGAUAUCAAAUCUAAGAAGAUCCAACCGGUUUAUAAUUCUACCAAUAAAGUAUCUACUGUUUCAUGGUCGCCUGAUUCAAAUAAUAUUGCGUUUAUUUAUGAGAAUAACAUAUACCUUAAAGAUAUUGAACAAGAUAAAAUCACUCAAAUAACCUCAGAUGGAUCUCGUCAAAUUUUUAAUGGAAAGCCUGAUUGGGUCUAUGAAGAAGAAGUAUUUGCCAGUGAUAUUGUCUUAUGGUGGUCUCCAAAUGGGAAGAAAUUUGCAUUCUUACGUUCAGAUAAUACUGCCGUUCCUGAAUAUUUAAUUCCAUUCUAUGCACAACCAGGAUUUGAACAAUAUCCAGAAUUAGUCAAUAUCAAAUAUCCAAAAGCAGGAUUUCCUAAUCCUAAAGUAGAUAUCUUGACUUAUGAUAUUUCCAAACAACAAUUAUCCAAUCAUGAAUUAAAAUCAACCGAAAUCUCACCUAAAGACCGUCUAAUCACAGAAGUUGUAUGGGUUGGUGAUUCAGUAUUAGUGAAAACCUCAAAUCGUGCCAGUGAUUUAUUGGAAAUUUACUUAAUCGAUCAAGAUAAUGUCGAUUUAAUUCGUUCUUUACAUGCGGAUAAAUCCUGGUUUGAAAUCACUUCACACACAAUAUAUAUCCCUAAAAAUAAAACCAUGGGACGUAAGUAUCACGGAUAUAUCGAUACUGUGGUUGAAGAUGGAUAUAACCACUUGGCAUAUUUCGCGCCUCCAGAAAACCCCAAGGGACAAUUAUUAACAAAGGGGAAAUGGGAAGUUGUCGGAGGUGUUGAGGCAUUUGAUCAUAAUACCAACCAGGUUUAUUUUACAAGCACUAUGAAAUCCUCAAUUGAAAGACAUGUCCAUGCGGUAGAUUUGUUAGAUAGGACGAAUGAUGGAAUACCGUAUGUCAAAGAUAUAACCACUAAAGAAGGAUGGUAUGAAUGUUCAUUUUCUUCAGGUGCUAGGUUCUUGUAUUUAAGUGAUAAAGGACCGGGAAUUCCUUCUCAAAGAAUCAAUGAUUUGAAAAUGCAAAUGAAUGUAACUACAAUUGAAGAUAAUUAUGAAUUAAAGAAAAGAUUACAAAAAUAUUCAAUUCCUGAAAUUAGAUAUGAAACGGUUGAAUUAGAAGAUGAAAAUGGUGAGGCAUUCUUAAUUAAUGCUAUGGAAACUUUACCAUUGAAUUUCGACCGUAAGAAGAAAUAUCCUGUUUUGUUUUAUAUUUACGGAGGACCAGGUUCGCAGCAAGUUACCAAAAGGUGGGCAAUUUCUUUCAGUUCAUUAGUUGCUGCCGAAUUAGAUGCCGUCGUUGUAACUGUCGAUGGUAGAGGUACUGGAUUCAACAACCUUAAUUAUAAAAUGGGAUCAAAUUUCAAAUUUAUAGUUCGUGACAAACUUGGUCAAUAUGAACCACUUGAUGUCAUAGCGGCUGGACGAAAUUGGUCAAAAAGAUCAUAUGUUGAUCCAAAGAGAAUUGCAGUUUGGGGAUGGUCAUAUGGUGGAUAUUUAACUUUAAAAACGCUUGAAACAGACACUAACGACUCUGUGUUUUCAUACGGAGUUUCAAUUGCUCCGGUUACAGAUUGGAAAUUGUAUGAUUCCAUAUAUACAGAAAGAUAUUUACGUACUCCACAAGACAAUCCAGAUGGAUACCAAAUUGGGUCCAUUCAUAAUGUAUCUAAUUUCUCUCAUGUCAAGAGAUUCUUUAUUGGACAUGGGACAGGAGAUGAUAAUGUUCAUAUUCAACAUUCAUAUCAAUUACUUGAUAAAUUUAAUCUUGCUGAAAUUGAAAAUUUUGAAUUUAUGGCAUUCCCUGAUAGUAAUCAUGGUAUGAAUUAUCAUAAUGGUAAUAAAGUUGUUUAUGAUAGAAUACUUGAUUUCUUGAAAAGAGCAUUUGAUUGGAAAUUUAUAUAA
Molecule: messenger RNA, 2475 nt
Organism: Hemisphaericaspora subhashii
Lineage: Eukaryota; Fungi; Ascomycota; Pichiomycetes; Serinales; Debaryomycetaceae
Gene: DAP2
Product: Dap2p
Exons: 1
Coding region: 1-2475 (824 amino acids)
Biological process (GO): proteolysis
Molecular function (GO): dipeptidyl-peptidase activity; serine-type endopeptidase activity
Source: RefSeq, a predicted model, not a curated record